AUGAGAGCUUAUUCCCCCAUACUAUCGAGAGGUGGUGGUGUGAACGCAACACGACUGAAAUAUGGCGCCCUACUGGCACUCGCAGCCCAAAACACCAUUUCGGUCAUGGUUCUCCGGUGGGCACGGAAGUCAGCAACCGAGCGGAAUGCCGUCGCAUCGACGGCCGUGUUCCUUUCCGAGGUGAUAAAAGCACUGGUGUGCGCUGCGAUCUACAUCUGGCAGGACGGGCGGACGGGGGCACCUGUGGCGAGUUCGGGGAGGAAGUUAUACCUGGAUGCGUUCGGGCAAAAGUCGAGUUGGGCGAAGAUGGCUAUUCCCGCGGGCCUGUAUACGAUCCAGAACUGGCUGCACUAUUUCGCAUUGGCGCGGUUGGAUGCCACUACACAUCAAGUCACCCUUCAGCUCCGCAUCCUCACCACCGCCGUGUUCUCCGUCAUCAUGCUCCGAAAACGUCUCUCCCUGGCGCAAUGGGUUUCCCUGGGAGUGCUGACCGCCGGUCUAGCCAUGACCCAACUACCACACCUCGGAUCCUCCACGUCCGCGACACUAGCGGCCGCAGGCACUACAGCGGGGACAACAGCCGCCAACGCCGCAAAAGCCUUCGAACGCCUAAUCGGCCUUGCGGCCGUCGGCAUGAUCUGCGUCUCGUCCGGGUUCUCGGGCGUAUACCUGGAACGAAUGCUGAAGGACACACCCACCUCACUGCUUGUCAGAAACGUGCAGCUGUCGUGUUUCGGAUCGCUGUUCUGCGGCGUGUUUGGGAUCCUGCUGAAUGAUCGCGCGACUAUUGUUGAGAAUGGAUUCUUUGCGGGGUAUGGGUGGGCUACGACCUGUGCGGUUUUGCUGAGCGCUGUGGGAGGGUUGCUCGUUGCUACCGUUAUCAAAUACGCCGACAACAUCGUCAAAAACUCCGCCAUAGCCCUCUCCAUCAUCGCCAGCGGGGCCCUCUCCUCCAUCAUCGGCGAUUUCCAACUCACCCCACCCUUCCUCCUCGGCGGGCUCCUCGUCGUCGCGUCCGUGUGGACGUACUCCUCCACACCGAUUGAGAAGGUACAUGUGGGCGGAUCCCAGGUGGAUAUGGAUGCGGGCGGAGAGGAGGAGGAGAUGGAAAAGGGGGUGAGGGAGCCGUUUGUAGGGGGGCAGGUGGGGGGCACGUUGGAGCGCAUUGUCACGAAAUCCGGACAGGACUGA
This is a messenger RNA of Fimicolochytrium jonesii, 1191 nucleotides long. RefSeq names its product UDP-N-acetylglucosamine transporter-like protein. The record is from RefSeq and is a predicted model, not a curated record. Gene Ontology annotation, molecular function: UDP-galactose transmembrane transporter activity. Gene Ontology annotation, biological process: pyrimidine nucleotide-sugar transmembrane transport. Gene Ontology annotation, cellular component: Golgi membrane. The coding region runs from base 1 to 1191 and encodes 396 amino acids. The transcript has 5 exons. Lineage: Eukaryota; Fungi; Chytridiomycota; Chytridiomycetes; Spizellomycetales; Powellomycetaceae.